GCCUGGAGCCUGGCCCCGGACACUGUGUUUCUGGCGAGUGUUCUGUCUUGCUGUGUUCACCUUACUCCUCCUCCAACACGGGAUUUUUGUACGUUGUAGUGAAGAUGUGGCUCGGCAGCGAUGUAGCGUGGGGACAGCCUUGUUAGGUCAUCAAGCCCUGGACUUGAUUCUCCAGGCACCACAAGGCCUUGUGUGGUGGUGCUCCUUACUGCACCGAUCAAUCAGUCCUUACCGUCUGGAAGCCAUCUUGCCUGAGUAGUGACAAUGUCGUCCGUGAAGGUGGCGGUGAGGGUGCGGCCCUUCAACAACCGCGAGAUCUCCCGCGAGUGCAAGUGCAUCAUCGAAAUGGGAGGCAACACCACAAGUAUAACCAAUCCAAAAGCACCACCAGGGAGUAAGGACGCCUCCAAGAACUUCAACUUUGACUAUUCCUACUGGUCACACGAUGUAAAUGACCGAAACUUUGCUUCACAAGCAGAUGUUUUUAGAGACAUAGGUGAAGAAAUGCUACAACAUGCUUUUGAGGGUUACAAUGUGUGCAUUUUUGCCUAUGGGCAGACAGGUGCAGGGAAGUCAUACACAAUGAUGGGUAAACAAGAGGAGGGCCAGGAAGGAAUUAUUCCUCUUGUCUGUAAAGAUAUGUUUCAAAGAAUUGCAGGUGGUAAAGAUGAAGAACUCCAGUAUUCUGUUGAGGUAAGCUACAUGGAAAUCUACUGUGAACGUGUUAGAGAUUUACUGAAUCCUAAGAAACAGAACAACCUCCGUGUCCGUGAGCAUCCUCUCCUUGGUCCAUAUGUAGAAGACCUUGCAAAAUUGGCAGUCACAACCUAUGAAGAUAUUCACAAUUUAAUAGAUGAAGGAAACAAAGCCAGGACAGUUGCAGCUACCAACAUGAAUGAAACGUCUUCUCGUUCUCAUGCAGUUUUUACAAUUGUAUUAACUCAGCGUCGAAAUGAUAGUACCACUAAACUUUCAACCGAAAGAGUUUCAAAGAUAUCUUUGGUGGAUUUAGCUGGUUCUGAACGAGCAGAUUCAACAGGCGCAAAGGGUACCCGGCUGAAAGAAGGUGCCAAUAUCAACAAAUCCCUGACUACACUUGGCAAAGUCAUCUCUGGGCUUGCUGAAGUUGCAAAUAAGGCUUCUAAACCAAACAAGAAGAGAAAAACGGAAUUCAUCCCAUAUCGUGACUCCGUGCUAACAUGGCUGCUUAGGGAAAAUCUAGGUGGAAACAGCAAAACGGCUAUGGUAGCAGCCAUCUCCCCUGCUGAUAUUAACUAUGAUGAGACACUUUCAACACUUAGGUAUGCAGAUCGUGCCAAACAAAUUCGCUGCAAUGCAGUAGUUAAUGAGGAUGCUAAUGCCAAAUUGAUUCGUGAGUUGAAGGAGGAGAUCCAGCGUUUGCGUGAACUAUUGAAGCAGGAGGGCAUUGAAGUCCAGGAGGCAGGCCUGGAUGGCAAGGUCAUCUGCCACAAUGACAACCGUCCUGCUGAUCUGGGGCCAUGUCAAGAAAUCAAAGUGAUGAACAGCAAUAAUGACAAGGAGACGCCUCAGAUUACCUCGCCCGUAUCUUCCGUUGCAGAAGUGGCCGUUGAUCAACUACAUGCCAAUGAGAAGCUUAUUGCGGAACUGAAUGAAACUUGGGAAGAGAAAUUGAAACGCACAGAGAGUAUACGUUUGCAGCGAGAAGCAGUGUUUGCCGAGAUGGGCGUGGCAUUAAAGGAAGAUGGAAACACUGUUGGUAUUUUUUCCCCUAAGAAGACGCCUCAUCUCGUGAACCUUAACGAAGAUCCGUCAAUGUCCGAGUGUCUUCUGUACUACAUUAAAGAUGGCUUUACCAAAGUUGGUUCUGCAGACUCUAACAUUCCUCAGGAUAUUCAGCUCUGUGGUUCUCAUAUUAUGGCAGAACACUGUCAGUUUGAGAAUCACGAAGGAGUUGUAUCGAUUCAUCCUAAACCAAAAGCAUUGUGCUAUGUUAAUGGUCGUGAAGUGGUGGAGCCUUCUGUUUUAAAAACAGGCUCUCGUGUCAUUCUUGGCAAGAAUCACGUUUUCAGAUUUAAUCACCCAGAACAAGCCCGUGAACGCCGAGAAACAAAAUCGCCUACCGAAACUCCAGGUUCUGGAGAGCCAGCAGAUUGGCAGUUUGCUCAGAUUGAGCUUUUAGAAAAGCAAGGCAUUGAUUUAAAGGAAGAAAUGCAGAAACGACUGGUAGCUCUAGAAGAACAGUACCAACGAGAGAAAGAAGAGGCGCAGAAAGAAUUUGAAAGGGAGAGAAAGAACUACGAGGCCAGGAUCGAUGCGCUUCAGAAACAAGUGGAAGAGCAGAGUAUGACAAUGUCCAUGUAUUCAUCUUACACUCCUGAUGACUUCACACAUGAAGAUGACAUCUUUGUAAACCCCUUGUUUGACGCAGAGUGCAACUGGACGGAACGGGAGUAUGCCUUGGCUUCCUGGUCAUUCCGCAAGUGGAAGUACCAUCAGUUCACUUCGCUUCGAGAUGAUCUGUGGGGCAAUGCCAUCUUCCUUAAAGAAGCCAAUGCUAUUUCUGUUGAGCUGAAAAAGAAGGUUCAAUUCCAGUUCACGCUCUUGACAGACACACUGUAUUCGCCCCUACCUCCUGAUUUUUUACCUAUGAUGGAGGAUGAGGAUGAGGAAGAUGAGGAUGACCGUCCUAUUCCUCGUACUAUUGUAGCAGUUGAAGUUCAAGACACAAAGAAUGGUGCCACUCAUUACUGGACAUUAGAAAAAUUAAGACAUCGUUUGGAGUUGAUGCGUCAAAUCUACAACUCUGACGUGAGCCCAUACUCUCCGUUGCCUUCCCCACCAACGGAGCCCCAAGGAGACGAGGAGGUGCAAACCUGCAUACCAGCGUGUAACCAGGCCAGACUCUCCCUGUCCCAGCUGCUGCCUUCCAGGCUCCAGAACUCCCGCAUACAGCGGUUGGAGUUAAUGAGAGAAAUGUACCACAACGAAGCUGAGCUGUCGCCCACUUCCCCGGAUUACAACAUUGAGAGCCUCACUGGGGGAGAUCCAUUCUAUGAUCGCUUUCCAUGGUUCAGGCUUGUUGGCAGAGGGUUUCUGUACCUAAGUAAUCUACUGUAUCCUGUACCAUUGGUACAUCGUGUUGCCAUUGUCAAUGAACGAGGUGAUGUCAAAGGCUACCUAAAAGUUGCUGUACAAGCUGUUGUUGCCACAGAAGAAGAUGCAGUUGAAAUUGCACAGCCUGCUGGAGUGCGACAGUCAGCAAGAAUAUCUUUCAAUGAAGGAACGUUUAAAAGGCCACGGACAAAACGAGGAUCACUCUCUGCUCAGGUGUUAGAGAAAAACACAGCUGCAGCUGCUGAGGAAGAACGCAUAGUUGAGGGACAAGUCAGCUCGGGAGAUAUUAUAAAGCUAGAAGAUGAGGUGUGUGAAGUAGAUAGUGGUAGAGGAGACAGUAGUAUUAGUUCGUGUGAGAGUGGGAGAGAUGAUGACCUUCCACCUCACCUUCAUAUUGGACAAGAAUUUACUUUCCGCGUAACUGUACUUCAAGCCUUCGAUGUCUCUACAGAAUAUGCCGAUAUAUUUUGUCAGUUUAACUUUCUCCAUCGUCAUGAUGAAGCCUUCUCCACUGAACCAAUAAAAAAUACUGGAAAGGGACCACCACUUGGUUUCUAUCAUGUACAAAAUAUUACAGUAACAGUAACUCGAGCAUUCCUAGAAUAUAUCAAAACACAACCCAUCGUAUUUGAAGUAUUUGGCCAUUAUCAACAACACCCUCUACACCGUGAUGCCCGUCAAGAUGCCACCCAUUUCUUACCCCCUGGCAUGGUACCUCCCGGCAGCUCUCGAGCUCCACCGAAGAGGAUGCAGCCUCCCGCCAUCCCCAUCAGUCAACCAAUACGGUCACCAAAAUUUGGUGUCGUACAGAGUCCUUCUACCUCACAUGUACAUGCUCGGCAUGAUCUCCUCGUCUGGUUCGAGAUCUGCGAACUAGCACCGAGUGGAGAAUAUGUCCCAGCAGUGGUUGAACAUGGGGAUGAUCUGCCAUGCCGAGGGCUCUUCCUCUUACAUCAGGGUAUCCAACGUCGCAUUCGCAUUACCAUUGUACAUGAACCUUCCCAUGAUCUGAUAUGGCGUGACGUAAGAGAACUUGUUGUUGGUCGCAUUCGUACAACUCCGGAAAGCGAGGAUGACAAUAAUGAUGCCUCAGUGUUGUCUUUGGGCCUGUUCCCGGGAGAGUAUUUAGAAUACCCUGGUGAAGACCGCACCCUCUUCCGUUUUGAAGCUGCUUGGGAUUCCUCUCUGCACAACUCCAUUAUGCUGAACCGUGUAACACCGCCAGGAGAACAUGUAUAUAUGACCAUAUCUGCCUAUUUAGAGCUUGAAAACAAUGCACAGCCAGCCAUAAUUACCAAAGACCUGUGCAUGGUUGUUUAUGGUCGUGACUCUCGAACAAUCCCACGUUCCCUUCGUCACAUCUUCAGUGGCUCUUACAAGAAUGCCGAGGCCAACAGGAUAUGCGGCGUUUAUGAGACGGUGCUAAAGCGCGCAGCUGAAGCAGGUAGCCCAGGCUUACAAAGGAGACAGAGAAGGGUGCUGGACACAAGCUCGACUUAUGUUCGUGGCGAGGAGAAUCUUCAUGGCUGGAGGCCACGAGGAGAUUCUCUUAUAUUUGAACAUCAGUGGGAGUUGGAAAAGAUCACACGCUUAACUCAAGUGGAACGAACCAGACACUUCCUUCUCCUGCGGGAAAAGCUCGGUCUUGGAAGCACACCUCAACCCCUCAAUCACCACCAUGAUUUCACCAAAAGUGAAAAGGAAGUGGCUAAUCAAGCUGCCAAGGCUGGAUGUGAUGCUCGUGCAGUGUUAACACGCUACUCCUCUAGAGACAUGCCUAUUACAGAUUCUGAAAACAUGAGUGAUGCAGAAAGGGCUACUGCUCUCAAAUUUGCGAGGCUCAUGCAAGGACGGUCUAUACAGCUUCAUACAAAACAAGAAACGCUUGCACAGACACCAAAUGAUGAUCAAGAUGCUCUCACAGCAUCAGUCACCUCCUCAUGCUCUUCCACCACCUCAGCUGAGUUAGCCUCUCCAGAGCGACCUCGUGCGCCUGUACCAGAGCUUCAUAUUGCUCUUGGUGGAUCAGCUGUUGUGCCACCAGAAUCUCCCCUUGCAAGCCCUGGAGAUUCACAGGGCUCAUCACCAUUGGUAGAAUGCAGACCCAUGCCACUUUUCGUCCCUGAGGUUGAAGAAAUACGCAUAUCACCUGUAGUUAGUCGGAAAGGCUAUCUCAAUGUUUUGGACGAUCGAACAAACACCUGGAUAAAAAGAUGGGUGGUUGUUCGACGACCGUAUGUAUUUAUCUUCCGAGAUGAGCGUGACCCUGUUGAACGAGGACUCAUUAACUUGGCAACAGCCCAGAUUGAAUACUCCGAGGACCAGCAGGCUAUGGUGCGGGUACCUAAUUCCUUCAGCGUGGUUACAAAACAGCGCGGCUUCCUGCUGCAGACCUUAGGGGAUAAGGAAGUGCAUGAUUGGUUAUAUGCUAUCAACCCACUUUUAGCAGGACAGAUCAGAUCAAAAUUAGGUCGACGAAGUCGUCACACAUCUGGCGGCAACCACCCCAACACACUCUCUGUUCCAAGUAAAUGAGAUAAGGAGAAUGCUGGGAUGUAUGAGAACCUCACACACCAACUGUACCAACAGCACAUAACAUCUGCCACAGCUUGAGUUGUCGGCCACCUCUCGUAUCUUCGUGUUAAUUAUUCUGCAAACAGGUACUGAAGAAAAUUGGAUAAUAAAUCUGAAUGUAAUUACUUUGUAUCAAAUAGCAAAAUAUUUACUUAAAUAGCUGUUUAGCAGGACUUCACUACCUGGGGUAAGGUUCUUCUGUUUUUCAUAACAAAUAUUCCCUCUGGAAAUACUUCCAAAUGUUAUCAAAUCUUGUGAUCAACAAAACUGUGACUCUUUUGCCACACCUUCAAGCUGGACCAUACUUUUUGAAAGCCUUCCCUUAAAGCAUGUAGUAGGAGUCAGUGAACUUGUAAUAAUUACAUAAAAUGCCUGAGAAAGAUAGGAUGCCUCAUACUUUUUAUCUGGUGAAAUAAUUAGUUUGAGAUGUUGCAGUGACGGCUGCAUGGCUAUCUGUUCUCUAGUCCUUAAGAUGACAAUACUGUUGACAAUUUGAGCUGUAGGGUACACUGCAACUACCCAUUUACUAUUGCAGUGUCUGCUGUGUUCCUUCCAAACAUUCAGAAAAGGGGCAAACCUUCAUUUCAGUAAUCAAUUGUUUGUCUCAUGUGCUUGCCUGUUGCUCUCUACUGUACACAGGCUCUACCAGCAUCACUCUUAAUUGUGAUUAUUAAUGAUUAUAGUAGACUCAUUAGCAAUGCAAGAUAAAUCAUCUUCAUUUGUGGUGUGAGAAGCCUUAUUUUUAGUUAUGUAUAUAUUGUUUGAUACCAAAAAUAUUUGAGAGAAAUAAGAUGCAGUUUACUGACAGGUCUAUGGGGAAACAGUGAUCCUUUUGCUCAUUAUUGACAAUUUCUGAUGGGGGCUGAAUCUCUGUACUCAUGGCUUUAAAGAGACAGACAUGCUAUUUAUUUAAAAGAUUUUUUCUUCUAAAAAUUUUAUGAUAUACCCUUCCAAACUGGAGUUUUGGUAUGUCAUAGACAGUUUCCUUUUAGGAGCUGGUGUAUGCCUUAUCCAUCUAAUGCUAGAGUUGCUCUGUCAUACACAGUCUCCCCAUGUAGAAAUAUCUGUAAAUUUUAAUACAUUUUCCUUUCACCUGUCAUGCACUAUACUGUACAGAUUUUGUUGGUGUAGUGUAUAAAUCUAUAGUAAAACUAAUGUGUCUUGAAUUUAUCUUCCUCUGCUGAGUUUAUGUAACUUUAAAAAGGCAUUACUGUUUGAUGCAGACAUGUUGGGAAGUUGGAGGAGAUGAUCUGCUGGUGGGCCAGACACAGAGGAGGCCCAUAAAAAUAUCAUUAUUUUGAUUUCCUGUUGUGAGAUACUAGGAAGUUAUUGUGUAAGAGAUACAUUCCCAAGCAUAGACUUAAUCAAUUUGUGAUAUAUAAUAUAAUUAUAUGUAUGUAUAAUUUUUCAAGUAAUGAUUUUUAUUCCAGACUAGGAGUGAUUUAGGGCAGCACUAGUAUUCAGAUAAAUACUUUAAUUUUAUGUAGAAAUUGAGGUGUAAUAUAAAUCUAAAUUUGUAAAGACAACUUGGAUAUAGUAUGAUGCUGCCUGUAGAGAAUAUGCCAGUAUAAUGAUUCCAUUGGAAUUAUCAAUGUCAUCAUUAUUUAUUAAAAAUUGUACAGUACCAAAAGAACUUUGAUGUUUGAGGAGCAUUAUGGUAUGAUUGAAAGUACAUUAAACACUUAGGAUAUAUAAUGUACAUGUAUAGCUUAUAUUCUUCUCAGCUAGGUAGUGUGAUUAAGAGUGGUGAGGCCUUCCAACAGCACUCUACUCCCAGCAUCUUGCUGGUGCACAAAUGGCCCAGUUUCCUGUGUUGGUAACAAUACAAAAGAUAUCCUAGGUUCACAUUAAUGUUAGUACCACAGAAAGAUGUUUCUGUAACAAAAAUAAAGUCAUUAGGAAUUUCUUGAUCAGUCGGAAUUGCUUUGCAAUAGCUACGACUCAUGGCUAAGCCCAUUGCUGUUGUGGAGUAGAUCUUAUUGUCUUUAAAUUUCCUCUAUUCUCUCAUUUUAUUCUUGAUCUUUCAACAGAUACCAUUUCUUCCAUUGUUCCAUUGUUAUCUUAACAUAAUCUGAGACUACAGAAAACUAUUAGGUUUGUCUGCAAUAGUGUUGAACCUCUGUGAUGUCUCCCAGACCUGAACACUUACCUUGCCAAGCAGGGUAAAGCAUAGCAAUUCAAAGUCUAUAUCAGUGAAAUCAGCAGUUAUAAGUAUUAGAUGGAUUUUCAGUAAGGCACAUUUACUGGACAAAACACCGAAAGUAAGACUUGCAAGACCAUUUAAAUACUCAGAAUUGCUGGUCAUGUCACAGCCUCAUUUAUUAUUAUUUUUUUACUUCCCCCCCUUUUAGAAACUUGUCGUCAGAGGUAUUUUACCAUCUAAAUAUAGUCAAAUGUUUAUUUGUCGAGACACCUGACUCAGUGAUUGGAAGAAUGAAACCAAAGAUGUUAGUUUAUAAGUAUAAGCGUAUCUUUAUCUAGUCACAUGCAUCACCAUUACUCACCAUAGUAUAGUUUAAGUUUCUCAUAAAGUAUAUUGUUUGUUUACCCAUUUGUUCCUUGAAGAGUUUAAAGCUUUAUAUUUGUGAAUCAUAAAAGUUAGAAGUGGUUGUCCGGCAACUGAGAGUUGCCAUAUAUUAUGGAUAUACAUCAGGGCAGUCUUCAACUACAUCAAUUUACAGAGAUUUUGUAGAAAAAUAUAAUUUAAAUAUUAAUAUUAGUAAUAUUGUGUUGUAAUAGAGUAUAUCUCAAACAAUUAUUUAUGAAAUUCACUGUAAAGCUUGAUGUUUACAAUGAUAUGGCCAAAUGUAAUAA
Messenger RNA from Procambarus clarkii (red swamp crayfish), 8484 nucleotides. The record is from RefSeq and is a predicted model, not a curated record. NCBI's taxonomy places the organism in Eukaryota, Metazoa, Arthropoda, Malacostraca, Decapoda, Cambaridae.